AUGGUCAAUAUGACUUGCGCGGCUCGAGAGGCCAUUUUGGCAUAUAGUGGUCUUAUCGCCCUUGGUGGAGAUUACACCUACUCUCUUUCUGACCUUUCUCUCAAAGUCUCAUCCUUUUUCCUCCCCAAUUACACUUCCUUUACUCUGGGAAAACCCAACAUAUCACCAAAUCAAUCUGUGGUUGCUGAGAACUUCGCUCUUCUGUAUACUGAUUGGAGGGACAAUGGCCCCGGCACGCAUGUGACUGUGGACGAUUAUCGCGUCGAAGUGGUAUCGAAUGAGUCUGCCGUGUGUUGGCUGACCUACCGUAUCUCACCUGAUGACGAGAAAAUGGAGGGGUGGGAGUGGACCAAUGUUUACGGGUUUCGAAUUUGGAAAGGGAUGGCUAAUGAGCUGAGUGGUGGUUGGGAGUUUGCUGUUGGAGAUGAGGAGCAUCAGCAAUACGAGGCAAGGUUUGGAAAGUAG
Messenger RNA from Fusarium verticillioides 7600, 465 nucleotides. RefSeq lists its product as hypothetical. The transcript has a single exon. Bases 1 to 465 code for a protein of 154 amino acids. The record is from RefSeq and is a predicted model, not a curated record. Lineage: Eukaryota; Fungi; Ascomycota; Sordariomycetes; Hypocreales; Nectriaceae.